Molecule: messenger RNA, 4187 nt
Organism: Pygocentrus nattereri (red-bellied piranha)
Lineage: Eukaryota; Metazoa; Chordata; Actinopteri; Characiformes; Serrasalmidae
Product: extracellular matrix protein 2
Exons: 9
Coding region: 65-1810 (581 amino acids)
Biological process (GO): extracellular matrix organization; positive regulation of cell-substrate adhesion
Cellular component (GO): extracellular matrix
Molecular function (GO): collagen V binding; heparin binding; protein binding
Source: RefSeq, a predicted model, not a curated record
AGGUGAGAGUGCAGGUACACGCUGAGUGAGAGUGUUCACGCACACAGCAGAGCAGAUCAGCACCAUGCAGGCAGUGUGGUUAGUGUGUGUGUGUAUGAGUGUGUGUGUGGCAGCUUUAGCUCUGGAAGCGGAUUAUCCGAACGCCCUGGUAGAACGGGACAGUGAGAAUGGGACAGAUUCAGACUCGCCUGCCAAUGCCAUCUCAAACACACCUGCAGCAGAGACAGCGAUGGUAGAAUCGAGUGAGAUAUCAAAGGGCAAGAGUGCAGACGAAAGCCUGAGAAAGACACACUCCGGGGGUACGGCUGCAGACACAGAGAUGCCCAUGGGGCGGACGCUGGCCGUGUGGGUGGAGCUCGCUUCCGUCUUGGCAAGGAGGAGCGGAGCAACAGGUAGACUGAACACAAUACUGAAUGAGCUCAGAGAGGAAAAGAAGCGCCUCCUGGGCCUGGAGAGUGAAAGUGAUGAGCAGGUGAAGAAGAAGAAGGAAGACGAUGACGAUGAUGAUGAGGAGGAGGAGGAGGAGGAUGAAGAAGAAGAAGAAGAAGAAGAGGAGGAAGGGGAAGAGGAAGGCCAGGAAGAAGAAGAGGAAGAGGAGAAUGAAGCAUCUAAUAACAGCACUGCGUCCAGAGAUAGCUUCACAGACUUGCUGCCAGAAGAAUGCCAGCUGGGCGGAGGCCGCAUUUCCUGCAAAGACAUUGGCAUGUCCCAUUUGCCCAUCAUCACUGACCUCAGCAUCACCAUACUCGAGCUAUCUGGAAACAACCUCACCAGAUUACCUCCUCGGGGUCUCUCUGGUCUGCCUAACCUGGAAGAAGUUGACCUGAGCAGGAACUUGUUGGAUGACUCCUCUAUCAGUCCCAAUCUCUUUGUGAACCUGACAAAGCUGAAAAGACUGACCCUUGACGGUAAUGAUCUAGUGACAAUCCCACGUCUGCCGCCAUCUCUGGAGGAGCUGAGAAUCAAUGACAACAAAAUAAACCAACUGCUUUCCCAAAGCUUCAAAGGUUUGUCUAACCUGCUUGUCUUGGAGCUGACAGGAAACAUCCUGUAUGAGGGCAGUGUAGAGCUCUGGGCCUUCAGACCUCUGAAGGUGCUCAAGCAUUUGAAAUUAGACAACAACCGAUUCAGCUCCAUCCCAAAUGGACUGCCUCGCUCCUUAGAGGAUUUGAGGAUGUCCCAUAAUCAGAUAGUGGAGGUCCAGGAUCAUGUUCUGAAUAAGUCUGUCCACCUGAGAGUGCUGGAUCUGAGUCAUAAUCUCCUGAGAGAGAACAGUUUCUACCCUGGAGCCUGGAUCAACCUGCCGAAGUUGGAGGCUCUGGACAUGUCUCACAAUCAGUUGUCUGUGGUGCCCCCUUACCUGCCCAGAGUUUUACGGCAACUAUCUCUCCAGCACAAUCACAUCCGUGCUAUCCCCCAUUACACACUGAGCCACCUUCGCCCAGGCCUCCAGUCCCUGCGCCUCUCUCAUAACCAGCUGGUGGAGGAGGGGCUCCUGGGAAAGUCCUUCCGGGGUGCCUAUAAAACACUGGUGGAACUUCUACUGGACAACAACUGGCUUGAAAGUCUCCCGGAGAACAUCCGCCACUUCAAGCACCUGCAGCUGCUGCGACUGGAUCACAACCGCAUCACCUCUGUCCCAGUGAAGUCCGUGUGUAAAGUCAGAAUGACUGAAUCCUCCCCUCUGGUGGCUCUGCACCUGGAGAACAACCACAUCAAUGUGAAGAAAAUUCGCCGCACCGCUCUCUCCUGCAUCCGGGACCGUCAUGGGGUCAUACUAGAACCUCAAACUACUAAUGAAAUCCAGUAGAGCCCUAUGAAAUGCAUCAGCACUUUUCUGCUCAAGUUCUUUUAACUACGUCUGGUGCUAAAAUACAAUCGUCAGAAUUAUUUAUUCAGUUAUAAAUUAAGAGCAUGAUAUUUCUAUGUUUUUUCAGUCAAUGUUUGUCCUUCCCAUCCUCAUUCCUCUCUCCAUACCAUUGCAGUACUAUUGCUUAUUCUGUAAACAAGACUGUUCUUUUUGGACUUGGUCUUGAUGCCAAAGCUAUUUCAGUAUUUGCUGAUAUCUGUGCUGGUAUUACAGUUCUUUUGCCAAAUGUUUGUAAGUGUAUAAACUGUCUUUUCACAAUACUUGAUGAUCUUUUUCUGCAGUCUAUGUUUGUUCUUGUUUCUUUAUCAUGAUAAACAAGGUUUAUGUCAAAUGUCUUCUUGAUUCACGUGUAUAUGAAUCAUCCCUUACAACAAAAAGCAAUACCACGAUGACAACUGGCAGUGAAAAUUUCAGAGCCUGCAAUGAUAAUGUUUGCAUGAUGUCUGCUAGAGUUUAGCCAACGGUGAUAGUACAGGUUUAUAGGCCACUGAUGUCCAUGCCAUAAAUAGUUUAUAUAAUUGAACCCAUUUAUAUGGGUUACUAACUGGAAGUCUGUCAUACUGUACUCAGAAUGGAAUACAAUCAUAGGCUUUGCGUGAGUAGGUAAAUAACUUAAAAGGACUAAAAGAAAAUCUGAAUGACAAGGUAAUGAGAUGGAGCUUAUGGGCUGUGAGGUCUUGUGCCUUCAUGUCUGAGUAGGGCCGCUUGGCACAGUCGAUGCCAGGGCCCUUGGGUACGGAAAGGUUCACUUCAGUGCAUUAGAACCUUACGUUUUUCAUAACCAUAAGCUUGAGACGCCUUGAAGUUGCCAUAGAAUGCAUUUGUUCAGUAUUUUCGUUCUCUGACGUCUAUGUAGAAGGUAUGUUGCUUUGGUCAGGCUGAAAAAUGCCCAAAUAUGGUUUUACAUGCCCAUUUACAUCCAUAUGAUUUGGCUCUAGAAUGAAAUGAGCCGUUUCCCUUUUUCAUUGGGGUCAUGAAUAAUUUGAUGAGCUCUGAUUUGCUGGUUUACAGUGAGGCAUCAUGUGGCUCACACAGAAGCAACAUGUCGAAACUAUUUAGUUAGCUAUGCUAGUUAUUUGGCGCUUGCUAGUAGCUAACUCUACCUACACUAGCUACUUGCUUUCGAUCUCAACAGCAACACAAAGUAGACUAAAGUUGUUCAAUCACUAUGAAACCUUCAUUUUAAGAUGAUCUAUCUUCAAACGUCAAAAAAAUGGAUAAAAUCACACAGCAUGGCUGCUACUUACAGGUUGCAGUUGGGGUUGUGAUGCUAAUAAAGUUGGAAGUGUUUCAUCAUCUCUUUAGUGUCAAAUGUUGAGCGGAGCUGCUAGAUAAUGUCCAAGGUUUGAUGAACUGUACAGAGCGAAAUGUGCAGAGCAAACGAACAAGUUUAAAUUCAAGUUGUCUUGUUAAACAUGUUGAAGCUUGUUUUGGGAAUCUUCCAUUCCACCUUAACGCACAUUCUGGCACCUGUACAAGCUGCAGCAUUUAAGGUGGAAUGGAACAUUCGACUAAGAAUUUGGUGAAUAGGAAGCCAGCUUGAGCUUUGAUUAAAGAUGAACAUCAGCCAUGCUUUUGGAAGUUCGGGGCCUUGUCGACUUCCCCUUCACAGUCUGAAACGGACAUUUCUGCACAUAGCCUCCAUUUUCAUUCCUGUUGCUCUGUCACUGUUGUUUUGAUGGGCUAGAAAGUGGGCUGUUGCAUGUAGAUUUUCAGGGUGUAAAUAUUAAUGAGUCAAGAUUGUUACAGAACAGUUUAGGAGUUUAGGAGAAUUGUCCUCUUUAAGGUUCCCUUUUGCAUAUGUGGGAUUUCCAUUUGAAGGAGUAGACAACAGUAUUUGAAAUUUCUUGUACCUGUCAGUUCCAUGUACUGAACUCUAUUAACUCAACUAUGCCAAUGUAAAUACAGUUUCUUCUCCUAUUUCAUAUUAAGCUGUUGUCUUCUAUAGUGUGUUCUCUGGUUUGCGUAGGUCUUCAUACAAAGGCUGCUGGGCAAAGUGAUAGAAUGUUUGCUCCUUUCUAAGUAAAUGUAAUAAAAUUUCACCCCAGGGACUCCUUUGGGGCCAAGAGAGCAGAAGUGCAAUCAAAAUCAGAGCAGAAGUAGCACUACAGUGAUUAUAGAGUGUAAAUGCAAAAUGAAUAUAGAAUCUGGACCACAGAAUCAAGGGGCAAUGGAACAUUCUAGACUUAUUGCCUUUGCAGAAGAAUUGGCUAGGGGUCUGGGGGGAAAUCAUUCCCUAUUUGAAAUUACCUAAUAGUUUUUCAUGUGCUUAGGGCUGGGCAUGAAAACCAUUGUAAAAAUAGUUGAUUUAUACCUG